AUGAACGAUGCAAUAAUACAGUUUUGUAGUACAUGUAAAGAACUUGCUGGAUUCUAUUGCAACGGCUGCAAUAAAAUCUUUUGUCAGUCACAUGCGGAUGAACAUCGACAAUCUCUUUAUGAGCAAUUUGAUUGGUUAGCAGUCGAUCAUGAUGAUUUAGUCCAAAAGUUGAAUCAAACAUCUACAAUCAUGCAAAGAAAACUUCCAUCAAGGCGAAUUAUCGAUAGAUGGGAGGAAGAAUCUAUAGAACAAAUUCGACAAACGGCGAAUGAAGCUCGACAUGCACUUAUGGACGUCUUUAAACUUCAUUUGAGUCAAUUGAGAGAGAAAUUAAAAUUACUCACCGACGAUCUAAAUCAAAUAUACGAAAAUCAAGAAAAAACAUUCGAUGAAAGAAAUAUCAAACAAUGGGCAACAGAUUUACGCAAUAUCAGACAAGAUUUUCUCACAACGCCCGCGUUCACCGUGCGUAUUCAUGGAAACAAGCCUGUUGUCAUGCCAAUUAUCAAAAUUCAACCUGAACGAACAUAUCUCACUCCAACGACGCCAUCGCAGAAGCCAGCAGGUUUAAUUUCAAUCAAAUCAUCACAAGCAACAAAUCCAUUCGAAGUUCUGUUUCAUUCGACACAAUCACAAAAACUCAUCGAUCAUCCUCCGAAUUCUCCUUUACAAAAAGAUGAUCGAUUUCAUUCCAAAUCCAAUCAUGUGAAAGUUCUUGAUUACGGUCAAUUAAUUAUUCAUGAUUCGACUAAUGAAGAUGCAUCCAUUCUUGGUUUAAAUGAAUAUUCUCAUGGUGAACAUAGACUUUUCUUCCGUAUCGAAAAGUUACCUGUCAACGAGUGGAUUUUCUUCGGCAUUAUGUCGAAAAAUGGUACAUUCAGUCAAAAAGCAUACACCGAUCCAUCUGCUCACGGUUGGACAGGAUACAACAAUGUUUAUAUCCAUGGCAAAUCCAUGCCUGUUCUCAACGGAUAUCUCAGUAAUAUGCAAGUAAAUGACUUUGUUGAAUUAACAAUCGAUUGUGAUCGAGAAACACUUUAUCUUUGGCAUUCACGACAAAUGUAUAAGAAUAAACUUCCUGUUGAUAGACGUACAUGUCCUUUUCCAUGGCAAUUGUUAAUUAGUUGUCACAAUGCCAAUGCUUCCGUGCGUCUCUUACCGUUGUCGAUUGGUUCAAUCAUCAAACUUGAACAAGACAAAUUAAAUCAGAAAAUGAAAAUCAAAGAAAUUGAAUUUCCCAAUCGAAAAGACUCGUUAACUAUCCAAAAGAAAUCGAGUUCCGUAGAAAUUAUCUAA
Molecule: messenger RNA, 1296 nt
Organism: Adineta ricciae
Lineage: Eukaryota; Metazoa; Rotifera; Eurotatoria; Adinetida; Adinetidae
Source: the annotation of a GenBank genome assembly